Molecule: messenger RNA, 471 nt
Organism: Spinacia oleracea (spinach)
Lineage: Eukaryota; Viridiplantae; Streptophyta; Magnoliopsida; Caryophyllales; Amaranthaceae
Product: 1-aminocyclopropane-1-carboxylate oxidase homolog 3-like
Exons: 3
Coding region: 1-471 (156 amino acids)
Source: RefSeq, a predicted model, not a curated record
AUGGGAAGAAUGAGCUCUGAGAAAAACAUUACCAAUGUCUUCCAACCGGUCUAUGAUCGCGUAAAAGAGCUGAAGGCUUUUGAUGAUACAAAGAUUGGGGUAAAAGGGUUAGUAGACUCGGGUGCAAAAGACCUUCCGAAGAUAUUCAUUCGACCCCCUGAUGAGCUAUCAGAAGACCUCAAGUUUCCUUCUGUACAACGCCAAAUCCCUGUGAUAAGUUUUGAAGGCAUUGGUACGAAAGAGCACUAUGAUGCUAUUGUCAAAGAAGUCUUGUAUGAUACUGAGGCAAAGAAAGAGUUCAAUACCCGCGAUAUGUCGAGACAAGUUCUGUAUAUAAGCAAUUAUGACCUCUAUAAAUCACAUGCUGCCAAUUGGAGGGACAGUUUGGCUGUUAAUAUUUCAAAUUCUAGCCAUCUUGCUCCCGAAGAAUUACCUAAAAUAUGCAGGUUUUCAUCUGUAAUUGUUGUCUGA